AUGGAUGCUUUCGUGAAGCGGCUAUCAGAAGCAGAUGCUGAAGCUCGAGGUGCUGGACGCUCAGUUGGUGAUGCAUCGCCAGUCGUGGCGAGGCCUUCUAAGAGGCUGAAGAGAGACAAUGACACUGAUUCGGAGUCGGAAGAGCCAAGUGAGCUUCCUGUGGAAUAUGGGCCACGGGAAAUAGUCGCUGCAGAGACUUUAUCGGAUGAAACAGACCAGCGCCGCGGCAAGGAGCGAGUCACCGAGUUUGAGAAUGUUCUGCCGCCCACUGAGACCAAUCAAGAAGCCAUUGCAGAGUACGAGACUCUGCGGUCUUCCCAAAACAAUACCGGAGAAGGGAGUUCAAGUUCCAAUGGGAAGACUGCUCCGUUAUGGAUCAAGGGAAGAAGCUCGAUAUACGUCGAUGCAUUCAACCUCGCGCUAGAUACAGUCUUGGAAGAAGAAUCGUCCCUGUUCAGUAGCAAAGAGUGUGAGAUAUUCAACCAAUGGAGAAGUUUGAACUAUGAGGCACAGUAUUUAUACGUUCGGCUGUUUCUCCGGAAAACUGCGGCAUGGCAUCGGUCCUCUCGCUUGGGGUAUUUCAACGACAUCUCAGACCACGACAGCGCCAUUGCUACGCUUCAAGAGCGCCGAUUCCUGCCUGUGGAAGACGAAGAAGAGCCGUCUGUAGAGAACCAGCCGCCAUGUGGUGAACUGGAGGCCCUUGGGGAUGACAAUUCGUUUUCGUUUGCUGAUGCGUCUGAGGAGUAUCUUGAUACAAUUGAGGAAGCUGCAUCGCUACUGUACCUUGAUGAGCUCAAGUCUUUGGCUAAAGAAGCCAAGAUCCAAGGGAAGACCAAGAUGGACAUGAUCAAGGCCUUGUGCCGGAUGAGCCAGCAGCAAGCCGGGCUACUGUCCUUGGGCAUUAGUAGACAAAACAGCAGAGACUCGAGCGCCUCUGGAGGAACAGACCAUCCUACGCCAACAGGGCACAAAAUAAAAAGGGAGAAUUCCAAUCGGGAACGGCACUUUUUGGCCAAAAUCCUCGCCAUUGUCGGUCCGUGUAUUCGAAUAUCGCCCGCUACUUUCAAGCUGUUCGAGAGGGUUCACCUAGUCUUUUACAGAUCUACAGAGUGGACGGAGAAAUCACUGACGACAAUCAUUCUGGCCAAAAUUGCUAGGCGGAAUUUCCCCGAGUACCUCGUGUGUCGCUCUUCAACAAUAUUUGCGUCUCGAUCUCACUUACUAGAAUAUGAGGCGGCAAUACAUAUGGAAGCGGAAGUUGACAGUGUGCUUGAAUCUAAUGGACCAUUGGAUGAAAAGGGCUCUCAGAAAAUACUCGACAUAUUUGAAUGGGCAUACCCUCGCUGGAAGGUCUUGGUUGAAGAAGAAACUGAGAAAGAGCGUCGUAUCUACGAAAUGGGGGAGGGUGCCUAUCUCAGGAGAUUCAACCCUGCCCACUCAUAUACACGGAUUAUCGUGAAAGCUGCGUUUGUAUUUGGCAGACUGAAACGAUACGUCAAGGAGCAUGAAUUGUUGACUGAGCUUUUAGAUCAACGGCUCUUUCACCUAUCGCGAAGGGGCUCCUGGUAUCAACGCAAAGCUCUCCUAGAAGAACAUUAUAUGCCCAGCCUUGAUCCGGACCCCAUCACUCACGAGUUGGAACAGCAGAAGAAACGAUGGAGGGCCAUAGCGGUCUCAACUUGCGAGACAGGCCUUCAAGAUCCUGAUUGCCAUCUCAUACACCAUUAUGACUUGCAAAAGCGAUUGGUCAAAUUAGAGAAGAAGCUUCGCAUCCCCAAACGUCUUCAACACGAUUUCGGACAUGUACGGCUUGCUGACCCCUUGGAGCUAUCUGUUGAAGGAGUCCAACUGAAGCGAAAUCCGCCACCGAAGCCGGGAGGCCAGGCUCCAAGCACAAGAACCAUGUGGUUGGACGCAUCAGACUCUGGCGGUGUGUGCAGUGUGGAAGAGAUGUGCUUGAAUCACUUCCGGUCACAGGGGUGGAAGGGUUACCAUGCCGAGGGGGGCAUUAUCCGUACCCUGUUUGCUUAUUUGUUCUACGACAUCUUGUUUGUCUACAUUCCCAAUGUAUUCCAGACGGCCUUUCAAACUUGUCCGCUGGACUUGCACACGGACGCCUUCUUCCCUGCCCGGGCCUCGGAGAUCAACCAUCGACUGGUCGAAAUUGCCAACGGAGAGGGUGAACGGCUGCUUCGUGGAGUCUGGGAAAGGGAGCAUGAGCGACGAACCAGUGUGAUAGGUCUCAAUUGGGAUUUCGAGGUGGAGGAUUUGACAGAACUAGUACGCUGCUUUCAAGGAAGCGCUUUAGCCGCUCUAUGCAAGGUGAUGGCUCAGGAAUAUAGACAGAGAGGUGGAGGCAUCCCGGACCUUGUUCUCUGGCGGACGGCGCAAAGCGAUGGAGCAGACGCCCCAGACAAGGAGCCGGGAAAGGCAAGAGGAGAGGCCAUGUUUGUAGAAGUCAAGAGCGCAAACGACAGGCUGAGCGACACGCAGCGGCUAUGGAUCCACGUCCUCACUGGUGCCGGGGUCAAAGUCGCUCUUUGCAAUGCCGUCGCAAAGGAAAUCAGAGAAAUUGACUAG
Messenger RNA from Trichoderma virens Gv29-8, 2583 nucleotides. RefSeq lists its product as uncharacterized. Gene Ontology annotation, cellular component: nucleus. NCBI's taxonomy places the organism in Eukaryota, Fungi, Ascomycota, Sordariomycetes, Hypocreales, Hypocreaceae. The record is from RefSeq and is a predicted model, not a curated record. The transcript has 2 exons. Gene Ontology annotation, molecular function: 5'-3' exonuclease activity; flap-structured DNA binding; 5'-flap endonuclease activity. Gene Ontology annotation, biological process: interstrand cross-link repair. The coding region runs from base 1 to 2583 and encodes 860 amino acids.